Molecule: messenger RNA, 2638 nt
Organism: Neodiprion fabricii
Lineage: Eukaryota; Metazoa; Arthropoda; Insecta; Hymenoptera; Diprionidae
Product: facilitated trehalose transporter Tret1-2 homolog
Exons: 3
Coding region: 638-2053 (471 amino acids)
Biological process (GO): transmembrane transport
Cellular component (GO): membrane
Molecular function (GO): transmembrane transporter activity
Source: RefSeq, a predicted model, not a curated record
GUUCUUAAUAUCACCGUUACUAUUGGCGAUAUAAUGAAUGUAAUCGCUACUUCAACGAUAAGAAUUAGUAAUUGUGAUCAAUCAACAAUAUCGACUUGUCUAUACCGACGCUGAUUGAUUGAAAUGAAGUAGAUAGCUCCCGGAAAGACAGAUUACCACGCACCAUGGCGUGCGUUAGUCGCUAAAACGUCAUUCCAAGGUUAGCGAUGUGAGCGUCUUCAGUUUAUUUGGAAAGAGGAUUUAAUAACAGUGAUUCAAACAUUUGUGAUCCAUUAAUUGAUCUACAGCGGUUCGCUCAGCACCGCCUUAUUACUGGUAGUCUUUUAGUGCAAUAUUCCCGUUACCUUUGUGAUUUCAAAUUCAUGCAUCUCAUCGGAUUAUUACUGACAUUGUUAAAUCACGAUUGCUCUUUAAUCAGUAAUCAGUUAACCAGUUCGCCGAUACAAUCACCAGGUUUACUUUGCAUCUGACGAUAUGAGUACUUCAAGGCAAUCCAAUUCAGUCUAAAAUUCUGUCUCCAUCAGUCAGGGUUGAGUUCCAUCUUGACAUAAGCAUUAAUUCGUACAACGCGUCGGAAGGUAUUCCAUAGAUUUCCAACCUUAUUAUUACUGUGCCCAAGUUCGGAGGUCCCGGAGACAUGAACAGUAGUUUUGUGUUUCGUCAGAUGUUAAUCGCAAUAACAUGUACACUUGUUAUGUUUGACAAUGGUUUCCAAGACGGAUGGGCGACGCCGUCCAUUCCGGAACUCGAAUCCGAAGACUCGAAUAUAUCGGUGACCGGCGGUCAAAUAUCAUGGAUCAUAGCAUUUCUGCAUGUCGGCAUAGCAGUCGGACCUUUCGUCGCGUUCUAUUUGAUGGAAAAAAUCGGGAGAAAAUGGACGCUGGUCUGCUCAGCAGUGCCGAAAAUUUUGGCGUGGAUUUUGAUAGCCUUUGCACCGAAUUAUUGGGUACUCUACUUAGCCAGAUUCUUAGCUGGUAUUGGUUCCGGUAUAACGCUGACAGUGACGCCAAUUUACAUCGGUGAAGUUGCCGACAAGAAAAUGAGAGGACCGAUGAGCACGACGAUUGCCGUAAUGAUAAAUGUGGGGACCUUGGUUGUCUAUGCGAUUGGUCUCUACGUAUCUCGAAUGACACUGGCUCUGACUUGCCUCUCAGUGCCGAUUAUAUUUCUCCUGACAUUCAUAUGGAUGCCUGAGUCACCGAUGUAUCUCGUGAAAAACAAAAGGAUCACCGACGCAGAGAUGGUGUUGAAAUGGUCACUCGUCAAGGAAAACGUCGAGGACGAACUCGAGGAAAUAAAACGUUACGUUUACAGAGAUGACGAUACGAAGCAACAAAGCAUUUGGAAAAAUGCGGGUGAAAUCGUAUCGAGGCGAGGUAACAGAAAAGCUCUAAGGAUCACCCUCAUCUGCUUCAGCGGUCUCAUGCUCUCUGGAAACGUACCGGUCCUUUCGUACCAGGCGGAGAUAUUCAAACGAGCGCAUCUCAGCAUCUCGACGAACUUCAGCGUGAUCGGUGCCGGUCUGAGCUUAGUCGUAGCAGGAUGGGUCUGCGUUUCCAUCGUCAAGUUCACCGGCAAACGCACUCUGCUACUGAUAUCAGCUCCGUUCACCGCCUUCUUCUUGGCAGCGAUCGCUCUGUACUUCACCCUCGAAGAGUACGGGGCUGAGGUUGACUCUGUCAACUGGAUUCCGCUGGUCUGUAUGGUGGGAUAUGUUGUAUUCUACGCCCUCGGACUAGACUCAAUGGCAUACGCUUAUCAGGGAGAAGUAUUUCCCGACAACGUCAAAGCUCUAUCGGCGAUGAUAUGCUCGCUCUUCUACGCCAUUUUGGGCGUCGUUACUGUCCAGCUGUUCCAGAUUCUUUGGGACAAUUACGACAUAGAGGUCCCCCUAUGGGUCUUCGCUGGUUUCACGACAAUCAUGUGGGCGAUCAUCUAUGUAAUCGUUCCUGAGACCGAAGGAAAGAGUCUCGAAGUUAUACAACGGGAACUGCACGAGGAGAAGACAACCAAGCAAAUUAUCUCACGUGCUUCAAGCUUAAUAUUCACGUGAUGCUUUCAGAUCCUAGGUGCAUCAAAUUUGAGUUGUUUGGUUACACAUGCAUUAAGCGCGUAGAUAUCGAAUGUCGCAGCCAUGGCUUCGCAGAACCUUCGAAACUCGUGGACAUCGAGUUUAGAUAUCUAUCAUUUACUGCAGAACGCGUCAUCAGCGGCAAGGUGCAGUUAACUUUUUUCCCCAACGGCCUUCAGAAGAUUAAGAAACCUGUAUAUUUUCACGUAAAACCAUAAGGCUUGAGAACAUUUCAUCAGGAAAAUGGUAACGGGGAGCACGCGUGAACCAUUCCGAAGGCUAUCCCAUAAAAUAGUAGAGAUGCUAUCGCCAUUGGUAUCCUACAGUUGAAUUCUUUUUUCUAGUUUGCUAUUCUAAGUACGUGUAUGUCGACUCUAUUUAUUUUGUCUUUUGUCACCGUACGUUUUAUUAAGUAACACCGAUUCCAGUAACGCAACUUUAUUCUCACUCGUGAACGAUCAGACGGUGACGAAUGAAAAAUGAGCAGAAAGAAAUUGCUGAGAAAAGCGUUUGCGGAGCUUCAGAUAAGACCAUCUAGUUAUAUUAUUUAUCCCUACGAAUAGAAUA